Teleopsis dalmanni is the source of this 2345-nucleotide messenger RNA. It is a transcript of the gene Ptpmeg2, whose product is annotated as tyrosine-protein phosphatase non-receptor type 9. Gene Ontology annotation, molecular function: protein tyrosine phosphatase activity. The record is from RefSeq and is a predicted model, not a curated record. Gene Ontology annotation, biological process: protein dephosphorylation. Lineage: Eukaryota; Metazoa; Arthropoda; Insecta; Diptera; Diopsidae. The transcript is spliced from 8 exons. Bases 66 to 2168 code for a protein of 700 amino acids.
GUAAAAGUGUUAAUUUGUCUUAUAGAUAUAGAAAUAAACACAAUUAAUAAAAACAGUUUGAAAAUAUGGUGCAUAUUUUUCUAUUCAAUAGUACUCGCGAACAGCAUUCAAUGGCUGUGAAGCAAUUUAUUGAUCUCUGCAACAAUACAGUCCGACGUAACAUAUCACAUACUACUGCCGUUAAAUUCCUUCAUGCCCGCAAAUUUGAUGUUCCACGUGCUGUCUCACUUUAUGAACAGCACGAACAGAUACGCCUCAAGGAAUGCUUAUACAAUAUUGAUCCGGAUGUGGAGCCAUUACGUUCUGAGCUGCAAACAGGCAAAUUCACAAUUUUGUCUGCCCGUGAUUCCAGUGGUGCAGCUAUUGCACUCUUCACAGCUAACAAACAUAGUCCCUUAAGCGUCACACACACUACCACAUUGCAAGGCAUUGUGUAUCAAUUGGAUUGUGCACUGCAAGAUACAGAAACACAGAAAUCGGGUCUGAUAUUUAUAUACGAUAUGAGCGGCUCAAAAUAUUCAAAUUUCGACUAUGACUUAUCACAAAAAAUUUUAACUCUAUUAAAGGGUGGUUAUCCAGCACGGCUGAAAAAAGUUUUAAUUGUGACAGCGCCUUUAUGGUUUAAAGCUCCUUUCAAAAUUCUACGACUUUUCGUGCGUGAAAAACUCCGUGAACGUGUCUUUACUGUUUCUGUGCCCACGUUGAGUUUGCAUAUACCACGCAAGGCAUUGCCUAUUCAUCUGGGCGGUACGCAAGAUAUAGAUCACGCCACAUGGUUGCUAUAUUGUCGCAAAUCGAUGACGAAUCGUGAAGACGAACUACUUGCCAAUAUUGGGCAACCGGCAAUAAAUUGCAACAGUGUCAGUGACUUUUCUGGCGAUAUCAUAACAAUAAAUAAUCACAUCACAAUUGGUACACCGAUAGUUGGUACAGAGCAAACAACGAAUGGUGAUUGCAUACAUUUAGGCACAGAGCUCAACGAAAAUAUAACAGUCAACGGUGUAAGCAAUAGUGUUACAUCACCCACAUCACCUAUCAAUAAUAAAAGCUCUUCAACAAUCGCUACCGGCACAACGCUAGUUGCUUCUUCAGCACAAUCAACUCCAUUAACAAACGGUGUUUGUAGAGGUUCUUCGACAGGUUUAACAGAAUUCUGGUCGGAGAACCCCCCCAGUAGUGCUUCUUCGGGUUUUAGUGAUGACGACAGUCUGGCGGGGCAGGAAGGAGAUCCAAAAACAAUUGAACAAAUUGUUCAUUUGGUUAAAGAACGAGGACGCGAUGGUCUAUUUAGGGAAUAUGUAGAGAUCAAAAGUCGAGCACCUGAAGGCACAUUUGUGCAUGCAAGAAUGCGGAAUAAUUUGGCCAAAAAUCGUUAUACAGAUGUACUGUGCUAUGACCACAGUAGAGUGGUGCUCUCCCGUGAAGAUGGCGAUGAUUCCGACUAUAUAAAUGCUAAUUUCGUAGAUGGCUAUAAACAAAAAAAUGCUUACAUUUCAACUCAAGGUCCUUUACCAAAGACAUCCCAGGACUUUUGGCGUAUGGUCUGGGAACAACAUUGCUUAGUUAUAGUUAUGACAACACGUGUAAUGGAACGGGGACGCGUCAAAUGUGGUCAGUACUGGGAACCGACUGAGAAUAGUUCCUUAGAAUUUGGAAAUUUUCAUGUGCGAACAAUUAGUAUAGAAUCCAAUGAAGAAUAUACACUAUCUUCAUUAGAAUUGAAAAAUAUUAAGACUGAAGAAGUACGAAAUAUCUCACAUUGGCAAUUUACAAGUUGGCCUGACUACGGUGUUCCCAGCUCAGCGAUGGCUAUGUUAAAUUUCUUGCAAAAAGUACGUGAUAAGCAAGCGCAAAUGGUCAAAGCUUUGGGUGAUACAUGGGCUGGACAUACUCGCGGUCCACCAAUUGUUGUGCAUUGUAGUGCAGGCAUUGGAAGAACAGGAACGUUUAUUACUUUAGAUAUAUGCAUAUCGCGCUUGGAGGAUGUGGGUACGGCUGAUAUACGUGGUACAGUGGAAAAGAUUCGUUCUCAGCGAGCAUUUUCAAUACAAAUGCCAGAUCAAUAUGUGUUUUGUCAUUUAGCGUUAAUUGAAUAUGCAGUCUCCCGCGGUAUGUUAAAAUCUGUCGACUUAGAGGGAUUUGAGGAACGAGAAGACGAUUCUGAUUAAGUAAAGAUACUGUUAUUUCAGUCAUUUUCAUGAACUUUGGUUAUAACUUACAAUUUAUAGAAUCUAAAAGCAUUGUUGAAAUGUAUUAGAUAUUUAAAAAAAUCAGACCAUAUAACCAUAUUUGGAUAUACAUAACUAUUUAGUAGCUUAUUUAAGUAUUUUAGUAAAGUGAAAAAA